AUGCAGCCUCAAGAAAUUCAACCCAAAUAUGCAAAAUUAAAUAUAGGUGGUUCGUUAUUUUACACUACAAUUGGUACCUUGACCAAGCAUGAUACAAUGCUGAAAGCUAUGUUUAGUGGUCGGAUGAAAGUACUUACUGAUACUGAAGGUUGGGUCUUAAUUGAUCGUUGUGGCAAGCACUUUAAUUCUGUGUUGAACUUUUUGCGUGAUGAACAUGUAGCUCUUCCAGAUAAGACACAUGAAAUAGCUGAGCUAUUAGCUGAAGCCAAAUUCUAUUUAAUAUCACCACUUGUUGAAUCUUGUCAACAAGCUUUACGGUCAAGACAAUGUAAAAUCGAACCUCAAUGUCGUAUACCUCUUACGUCUUGUAGUGCAGACUUAAGUCAACUUAUUACAAUGAGUACAAAACCAACCGUUAAACUUCUUAUAAAUAGACAUAACAACAAGUAUUCAUAUACAAGUGCUUCUGAUGAUAACUUACUAAAAAAUGUUGAAUUAUUUGAUAAACUUUCCUUGAGGUUUGGUUCAAGAUUUUUGUUUAUCAAAGAUGUUAGUGGUUCAAGUGAAAUAUGUUGCUGGAGUUAUUUUGGAUUGGCAACUAAAGUUGCUGAAGUUUGUUGCACAUCUAUUGUUUAUGCUACAGAUAAAAAACAUACUAAGGUUGAUUUCCCAGAAGCAAGAAUCUAUGAAGAAUGUCUUAAUCUUAUGCUAUAUGAAAAUCGCACAGAACCAGACCCAGAACUCAUGCAAGCUACAUCUUGGCGUGGUGCUGUAUCGGGUAUGUCAUCAGCUUAUGGAAGUGACGAUGAAGAAGAAAGAACUCGUAUAGGGCUUAGAAAAAGAUUAGUAUAG
Macrosiphum euphorbiae (potato aphid) is the source of this 852-nucleotide messenger RNA. The record is from the annotation of a GenBank genome assembly. Lineage: Eukaryota; Metazoa; Arthropoda; Insecta; Hemiptera; Aphididae.